This is a messenger RNA of Linum trigynum, 2576 nucleotides long. NCBI's taxonomy places the organism in Eukaryota, Viridiplantae, Streptophyta, Magnoliopsida, Malpighiales, Linaceae. The record is from the annotation of a GenBank genome assembly.
CAAGUUACAGAAUCAAUUGAUUCAUAACUGCGACCUCAUAUUCGUGAAAAUCUUGUCACAGCUUUGUAACUGAUAUACUGUACGGAAACUAAUGUGAUAUAUAAUAUGAGAAAGUAUUCUGCUUAUCAUCGAAAAUUCUUCCAUUCCGCUUUCCGACCAGAUAGUAACUAAUGGAGGUAACUUGGCAAAUUUCACCAUGGAGGCUAUUGUACUAACUAUAUGAAACUAUUCUAGUAGAGGUAUAUAAAAUUUUGUAUUUAACGUAUAAAUCAUUCUCGACGGACAUGGGUUAAAGUUAUCUUGUGGAUCAUAAUUAAUUUAAUUUUCCCUAGAAAUGUUACAAAUUCGAAAUCCAAACAAAAAUAAAAGAAAAUAUGAUACGCAUUGAAAAACUAAUUAUGUAAAAUAAAUGAAGAUAGGGUAUUAUAAUUUAUAUGUCAAGGACCAAUUGGUUCUAAUAAUUCGAGUUGUUGAAAGAGGUUCGAUUCUGAAUUUUAUACCACAUAUACUAACACGUCCCCUCAAAUAAAAUCACUCAUAUAGUCUCGAAAUAGUAAAAAAAAAAAAAUUAUAGCACAUACAUUAUACUCAUAGAAAUAACUUAAGUUGGUGGCAGUCAGUGGCGGAGGGAGAGUGUGAGAGGGUGGGUCUCGGGACCCACCCUGAAUCGGAAGGAAAAUGGUUAGAUUAGUUAUAAUAAUCAAUUGAUAUUGAAAACUAGGAGGUGUCUAAUUGAGAAUAGUUGAUCGAAAAGUCUUGUGCACGAAUUUUGGAGACCUCAUUUCUUAAGCACACGAUAUUCAGAUUUGUGCACACUUCAAUUCUGUAUAAGCUAACUUUCUUAUGAGGGAGCGUGCUAGUAAAUGGUAUAAGAUAUAUAUUGAACAUCUCUUGAUAACUCGAGUUAUUGAUAUUGAAUGGUUCUAGACAAAGAACAUCAUUCAAAAAUGAACGACUAACUAAAUCAUUAAUUAUUGUUUGGUAUAAGUUUCAUUAUUAAAAUUCUCACAACAACUCGAAUUAUUGAUACUAAACGGUUCUUGACUGAACACAAUUCGAAAAAGAAUGACUAACUAAAACAUUAACAGUUGUUUGGUACAUAGAGUGAUAUUCUUGAUAUUAAACGGUUCUUGACAAAGAACAACAUUCGAAAGAGAACGACUAACUAAAUCAAGAAUUCUUGAUAGUUUUGCAUACUAAUGUAUUUUAAUUUAUCAGAAUAUACCAAAAUAAGAUUAUAUCAUGAAUGACUAGCAAAGUUAACAAAAAUGAUUUUAGCAUGUGUGUUGUUUUCUAAACAGACUCAUCUUAGACGAAAUUCUGGCUACACCACUGGUGGUGGCAGUUAAUUCUCAUACGUUAAAUUGUUGGGAGAGUUUAGACUUUAGAUAAAGAAUGUUAUAAAUUAUACCACAUACUUAGAGAAAUAGUAAUUAUUUUAUACUAACCGUCACAUCUUUCACAUAUAUAGCUCCCUCUUAUAUACAAACGAUCGACCCACCCUCCAAACCAUAACUCAUUACCAAACCAUAUAAUACGUACGCGACUUACGUUUUCAAAAUGGAGACGGACAAAACUGGGCGUGUUUCCUUCCUCUUCUGCUGCUUAUUCGGAGACCGUACGGCACGUCAUCAGAACGAGAGCAAAAAGAAGCAGCCGCCACAGCCGUCGUUAUCAUCAGCUUCGUCGGUCCUAAACGUGAAGAAACAAGUGGCGAAGCUGAGCUCAUUCCGAGGCCGGGUUAGGAUUUCGGAUCUUAGCAACCCGGACUCGUUGCCUGGGUCAUGCGGCCUCCACGUCUUCACCCUUGCCGAGCUUCGGUUCAUCACGCGGGGCUUCUCCGACAGCAACUUCCUCGGCGAAGGCGGUUUCGGCCCAGUCCACAAGGGCUUCGUCGACGACAAGCUCCGGCCAGGCGUCUUGAAGGCCCAGCCGGUUGCCGUCAAGCUCCUCGAUAUCGACGGCCUCCAGGGCCACCGUGAGUGGUUGACCGAGAUUGUAUUUCUGGGUCAGCUGAGUCACCCGCAUCUCGUGAAGCUGAUUGGCUACUGCCGCGAAGAGGAGCAUCGGCUCUUGGUCUACCAGUACAUGCCAUGUGGCAGCCUCGAGAAUCAUCUCUUCACACGUAAUUACUGUCCCCUCUUUUAAUUUUUUGUUAUAUAAUAAUAACAUAUACUGCUUGUGAGAGUUUAUUUUUUAAUAAUCAUUGCUUAAAAAAAAACACUGCUGGAGAGAGUUGGGCCAUGUUUGGGAAAAGUGGUAAGCGGCAAGUUGAGUAUGUUUAUGCAUCUGCCCAGCGACGAAGCUAUAUAUCUAAAAGGGUAAGUAAUUGAUACAAUAAUUGUUGGUGUCGUUGUGGCAAUAAUAUUCACCUAAUUGAGGACUUGGGUGGGAGAACAGGGUUUCAAACUUUGGCUUUUUAAUUUAAGCUUGUUUUAGUUAUUAAUUAAUGGGCAGCUCUUUUCCACCCCACUCAUCAGUCAUCACUCAUCACAAUCUAGCUUUUGGCUCUAUUUAGUUUUCCCUCUUCAAAAUUCUCAAAAUAUAUGGAAACGUAAUAAGAUGUAUUUAGUGUU